AUGGAAAAGGUUUCUAAAUUUGAGACACUGAAACUUUUGGAGAAAUGCAGAAAGGAAAGAGAUGAUGCCAUACACAGGGAAAGUGUCCUGAGAGAGAAACUCAGGCAGAAUGAGUCCAGGAUGCGUUCAACUGAGGCUCUGAAACAGAAAAUGAAGACUUUAAUGGUGGACAACAAGGAGCUGAGGAAACAAGUGAAGGCUCUUCGUACAGAGAUAGGACUUGAGUGCAGCCCUACGUUUAAUGGAAAGACCACAAAGGACAUAAUCAAUGACUUCCAUGAAAAGGAGCGUGAGUGCAGUUCCUUGAUGGAGAAGGCUGGGAAACUGAGUUUGACCAUUGAUGAUUUGACAUCAGAGUUGGCAAAUGCAGUCACCUCGAAAACACUGUUGGAGGAUCAAGUGCAGUCACUGCAGCAAAAUCUAAAGGAUAUGACAAAUAAUCAACGCCGUCUUCUUAAAUUGUGGGAAGACAAGAAGGUCCAGAGGGAACAGUUUGCACUCCCUGCAAUAAACCAGAAACCAGGACAGAAACCAUUCAUCCACAAAGCGGUUCAGACUGAGAUGUCCAUUAAUUUAUCACAAAAGCUCCCAGUCAAUGCCUUUGAGACCAAGUCCUUUACUCGGGACCAUGACAGAAAGACUGUUUUGGAGAAGCACAGUUUUCCAGCUUACGGAAAUGGCUAUCAUCAUGACAAGAAAGCUUUUAUGCAUGAUGAAGCUAAAGGAAUACAGAAUUGAGAAAAAUGCCACUCGGACUCUGAAAGUACAGCAGAGAUAUAGCUUAUGGAUUAUUUUUGGACUAAAAAUG
This is a messenger RNA of Notolabrus celidotus (New Zealand spotty), 808 nucleotides long. RefSeq lists its product as uncharacterized. The record is from RefSeq and is a predicted model, not a curated record. Lineage: Eukaryota; Metazoa; Chordata; Actinopteri; Labriformes; Labridae. The coding region runs from base 1 to 738 and encodes 245 amino acids. The transcript has a single exon.